UCAAGCCUGAUGGAGCCGGCCUGCUCCCUGCUCCGAUGACCCCAUGAGGUCUCGCGGCUCCUUGCUCCCUCAUGCAAAUCUACCGAGCUGCACGCUGGAAUUCCCAGAUCUGGCGGCCGUCGCCCAGAUCUGGUCUUCGCCUGCACAGUUUCUCGCCUCGGCGUCCUGGAGUCUAGAUGCAACCUCUAGAUGGGUAGAUAGAAGGGUGUCCCGCUGGAUCGCUCAACCGAAGGCAACCUUGGUCCUUCGUGGUUUUAGAUUAUUUUCUCUUCUUUGCUGCUGCAUUGUCGUCUUCACCGUCGUCUUCGUCGUCGUCGUCGUCUUCGUCGUCGUCGUCGUCUUCGCCGUCUUCGCCGUCUUCGUCGUCGUCGUCUUCGCCAUCUUCGUCGUCGUCGUCUUCGCCGUCUUCGCCGUCUUCGUCGUCGUCAUCGUCUUCGCCGUCGUUGACAUCAACAAUUCUUCCGCAACAGAAGCAGGAGUCACCUUUGUGUGAACCCAGUUCUGGGUUUCGUGAGGAACCCAGGAACCCCCCAGUUUUGGGUUCCUGGGUUCCUCGAAGAACCUAGGUUCUGGGUUUCACGAGGAACCCUUGAAGAACCCAGUUUCUGGGUUCCUCGCAGAACAAACCCCAGUAUUUCUUCCAGAAAUUGUGCUUUGCUCUGUUUCUUUAACUUCUUGCUUUGUUUGGUUGCUGAGAAAAUAUUUCUGAUCCCUUUUUGUUUUUGUUUGGUUGCUGAGAAAAUUUUGCUUUGUUUGUUUUUGUUUGGUUGCUGAGAAAAUUUUGCUUUCUUUGAUUUUGUUUGGCCUUCGGGAACUAAACUGAAACUAGAAAA
This is a messenger RNA of Rubroshorea leprosula, 833 nucleotides long. Lineage: Eukaryota; Viridiplantae; Streptophyta; Magnoliopsida; Malvales; Dipterocarpaceae. The record is from the annotation of a GenBank genome assembly.